Molecule: messenger RNA, 3259 nt
Organism: Klebsormidium nitens
Lineage: Eukaryota; Viridiplantae; Streptophyta; Klebsormidiophyceae; Klebsormidiales; Klebsormidiaceae
Source: the annotation of a GenBank genome assembly
ACCCUGUUUCCGCAAUCAGCACGCAUACCUAUAAAUAGCAGUUCUGCGGAUAACCUCAAGAGUCAGGAUAUCCCAUGAAUUCGUACGUAAGAUUCCUCUGAUCAUGAGUGUUUUUGAAUUAAAGCAGAAUGUGCUGUCCUCCACGACUCCACCAUCGAUCUGGCAACCCACUGUGAGUGGCUGAGCCUGAAACACAUCAGAUCCGUCAAGACCAGUACAAACUAGGUUCUGCGUGAGCCCUAAUUAAUUCUACAACACGUCAGCGGGCACGCUUGGAAAUUGGACGGUGAAUGAAUGCUGAGCAUUGAAGGCUGCAAUUCCGAGAGACGGGUCACGGACCGUCACGGACUACCAUGUGUAUUUGGUACAUUUGCACUUCCCAUUCUCUUCUUGAAUUUAGCGCCAAGCAUCCUCUUCUUGAAGCAACAAGCAUUCUAGUCCUCUCGAAAGAGAAAUCUGAUUGCAUUCUCUUCUUGGAGCACCACGCAUUCUCCUCUUGAAGCACAAAGGAAGCACCAGAACUUAGUUGCGAGCUUAUCUAAGCUCGGCCUUGUCCUGAGCUCACGUCGAGUUUGUGGCCAAGUACAUGGGGGACAGGGUCACGACUUCUCAGAGCCCCAAAACGGAAGGAGCUCGCAGCGUCAUGGAAAUGCCAGGGGGUCAGCCGUACGAUAGCUUGCAUAAUGAAGCCGAGCUAUCCAAGAUAAGUCACGAUGCUGCUUUCAUGGAGGAAGGGAAGAACGGCAAGGGAGAGGUGUAUUUCAUCAGACACGGGGAGUCUGAGUCAAAUCGCCAGGGACGCUUUGCAGGCGUUUUCGACGUGGCCCUCACCCCCUUCGGUCAGAACCAGGCGCGGCGCGCGGGGCUGGACAUCAAGGCAAAGAAGCUCGCGCACUUUGACAAAGUGUACGUGUCGUACAUGCUCAGAGCGCGCCAAACGUGCAAGCUCGCGCUGGAGGAGGCCGGAAUCAAAGGAACGGAACCGGAACAGGACGGCAGGAUCGCAGAGCGCUCGUUUGGGACGUUUGCCGGGCGCAGCAUUGCUCUGCUGAGGCAGGCGUUCGGCUACGAGCCGUUCGAGCACUUUAUGCACUCAGCGUACGAGGCGCCCCCUCAGGGCGAGACGAUGAAGAAGGUGUAUGAGCGCGCGCGCCUUUUCAUGGAGGACAAGGUGCUGCCACGUGUCGAGCGCGGGGAGAAGGUGCUGGUGGUGUCGCACCAGUACGUAAUUGAGCCGCUCGCGUUCUAUUUGGACGGACUGACGGCGGGCGACUUCUUUCACUUCAAUCUGCCUAACGGAAAGGCCCUCAGCCGCUCCGAUCUGGUCAAGUACAAGAACAUGGAGACGGGCGGCUUCGGGAAGUUCAUCCAGAAGCUGGGCGACAUGGUGGCCCUGCACGGGCUCAAUUUGUCGCCGCUUCUGUUCAUCGUCGGUCUGCUCCUCCGCUGGUACUUUACCGACGCCAUGCCGAAGCCGCUCUUUCAGACUUUUCUUACCGUCGCACUAUUCUUCUCGACGCUCUACUCCUACCUGGAAAUCGACCUCCCGAUCUCGUUCGCGCGCGCGCCUCUGAGCGCGGCUUUCAUCUACUUCGCCCAGUUCGUUGCUCGCGUCAUCGUGAUGGUGCCGCUGUUGCUAACGCCAUUCAAGCGUGACGUGGCGGGACAGCUGUUCGCGUUGUAUUGGCUCGUGCCACCUGCGCUGACGUGCGCAACUGUGUCACUGCUGUGGGGGGGCGGACUAUACCUCUCAGUGGUAGUGUCUCUGAUUGCCAGCCUGUUGCAGCCGCUUCUCCUGAUCAUCCUCUCAGCCACGGACGUAACGGUGUUUAAGCCGGAGGACAUGACGUUCUUUUACAUACUUCUUGCCGUCGGGCUCGGCGUGCCCGGGGCCAUCGCCCAGAUCUGGCGCAGGCGCUCCCCGGUGGAUUGCAAGAAGCACGCCAAGAAGUGGCAGUGGCUCGGUACGGUUGCCUUCAUGUGCCUGGGGCUCUUCUCCGGGUACCAGUUUACACCCGAGUCGCUCAUCCACCUCGUGUUCAACCACACGUACAGCACAGCAGAGGUUUUCAUUAUUCAGAGGUGCUUUCAACAGUUCUGGCUGGCGCUAGCCCAGGUGGUCGGCAUGCAGCUGCUGGGGGCGCUGCUGGCUGCCACGUGGCAGAAGUUCUUCCGGGGGAACCUGCUAACCCCGGGUCAUAACCUGGACCUGUACAUCGUGCUGGCAACUCCGAACAUUUUUUUGUGGGCGGCGCUGGCACAAGCUAGCGACGCACAGCAGGCCAGCGCCGAUGGAGGCUCGCACACGGACUACGCCAAGUUCUGGCUGUCGCUCUUCUUCUUCAUCGUGCCGACGCUGACGCAACGGUUCCUCGUGUCACGCUUCUCGAAGGAGAUGCUCAUCGAGGCGCACCAGGAGGAGAAGAUGGACCGCGAGGAGUUGGAGAAGAUGUGGGCGCGCUACGACACCGACAAGAGCAACAGCCUGACGCUGCUCGAAAUGACGGACCUGGUGCGAGACCUGCAGAAGCGGACCACUGGGAGCACGCACAUCAACGAAUUUGUGGUGCGCAAACUGUUCGAAGUCAUGGACUCGGACGGCAGCGGCGACGUGGAAUUCGACGAGUUCCUCGCCUAUUUCAACGCGUACGGCAUGGUGGUGCAGCUGAACUGAUGGGGUUAUGUUUGGGUAAUCUAUGUGAAGGUUGCCAGACCCGGUGAAAAGUAUUAGCGACGGGUGGGGUUAGUCAGGGGGUUCGGCUUUUAGGUUGCAUGUUCUGAUUGUACUCGCUCUUAGUAGCUAGGCUAUGAAGCCACAGUAUUGUGGCACACGAAGUAGUGGACUGGCGCACAACUGGAGCUCUCAUGCAAUCAUAAGGCAUUCAUUGUAGUGUGCCCGACUCGUAUCCAAUCUGUUAAGGAAGCUUCGCGGGAAGCUUCAUGAUGAAGGCGCAGAACUUCAUUCCCCAUUUUGAAGCCUUCGUUGAUCAGGCUCUGCUGAUGUGGCAUAUAUAGCAGCCGUCAUUCGAAAACAGGCGUAGAUAAGGCGCUGACAUGGCGUCGUAGGAUUGGACCUAGGUUCACCAUGCACAUAAGACACCUACAGACUGGUUAAGGAACCGUAUACUUGCAGACGCCCUGGCAGUCUUAAGACCAGACCCGUUCUCCUAGAGUUUGGGCACUGAUCUCGCCGAGUAUAACAGGACCUCAUAUGGACUCACGAUCCGGCAUCUCAUUUCAAGCUUCCGCAUAGCUGCAU